AUUAACCUGCUGUCAUUAAAUGAUGGUGCGGACCAGACACUUUGGAGUGGAAACCCUAAAGGAAUAGUUGGACCGCUCAAAGGCGGAGAGAUCCUCAAAUUCUUGACGAAACGUUUGAAUUUCACGUACGAAAUGGUUCGAGUGACGGAAGACAAACUGGAGCCAUCGGAAAAAGCCCCAGGACUUUUCAGCUAUUUAUGGAAUCAACAAGCCGAUUUGCUGGUCCACGAUACGAUCGCCAACUACCAGUACAAUUCAGUCGUCGAUUUUUCAUUGCCAUGGAUUUACGCUUAUUACACUUUCCUCAUCCCAAUCCCUGAUGAAUCGGCCAACGUCAACGCCGUCGUCAAACCAUUUCAAUGGCCGAUUUGGUUAGGACUUGGAAUAUCAAUCGUUUGCGUCAUCACAGUUUUGAAUUUGAUCCAACGCUACUUGCAAUAUCGAUCCGUAAUUGAAACACCAGCACUAAAACCAAUCGACAAUCCACCGGCUGAAAAAAUGAUCUCGUAUGGAUUAACGGGAAAACAAUAUCUUUACGUUUUCGGCAAUUUGCUAUCACAAGGCGGCCCUUGUAUGUCGAAAAGAUUACCCUAUCGACUAGUCGCUGGCGUUUGGACCCUGGCCGCUUUCAUCUUCGUCCAGGCCUACACGUCGACUCUCUUCACUUACGUAGUGACGCCAAUCAGUGAACCGCUAAUCAAUUCAGUCUACGACGUUGUUGACAAUCCCGAUAUCAAAUUAAUAGUCAGGGAAACGGGGUUUAUGAAUACUUUACUAACGGCAAGUAAAUAAAAUGUCAAGACUUUCACAACUUAAAACUUACUCGAAUUUCAACAGACCAACAAUUACACGGGCCUAUUCGGGAAUUUAAGGAGAAGACUGGACACCUACCCAAACUCUCAAUGUGGAUCGUUGACGAACUGCGCUGAUCCCGUCAAAUCAGAAUAUGGAAACGUCUUCCUUGAGGUAACGGUUUGCCGGGGGUUUUUAUUCUUUAAUUUCACAAGAAUUUCUGAUCUUUAAUUAGGCAAACGUUUACCUACUGGAUACAAUCAGAAAAGAUUUUAACAAGACUGGAAACUGCAAUUUUCAAAUGGCAAAAGAAGCAUUUAUCUCCAUCAUGUGUACGCUUGUUCUACAGAAAAACAGUCCCCACACGCAAAUCAUUCAACUAGCGUAAGUAGUAGCUACUGCUGCAAGAUAAAAUUACUCGCCAUUAAUCGUUGUGAUUUAAUUUCAUUCAAAUUGUCAUAACGAAAUAGAACAUUAAAUCUGCAAGAAACUGGACUGGUCGACUUUUGGGACACGUGGUUUCGCCCAAUGCCUCCCCAAUGUACCGGAAAACCCCAAAGUGGACAGAAAAAGAAACUGUCGCCCCUUUCAAUUAAAAAUUUGACCGGUGCUUUUGUUGUUUUGUUAGUUGGAUCGAGCCUUUCCCUUUUGGCUUUUCUUGGCGAAAAAAUUAUUUUUCUACGUAAACUUCGUAUUCGCAAAGUUAAUGAGUUGCUACAACGGAAACACUUUGUCAAGGUAUCACCCAAGACAGAAGAAGCCAAUGAGACAGAAGAAACAACCAUCGUCCUCGAAUAACUUGGGAAUUUAUCAAAAUUGAACUUGAACA
This is a messenger RNA of Daphnia pulicaria, 1621 nucleotides long. Its product is annotated as glutamate receptor ionotropic, kainate 5-like. Bases 133 to 792 code for a protein of 219 amino acids. The record is from RefSeq and is a predicted model, not a curated record. The transcript has 5 exons. Gene Ontology annotation, cellular component: membrane. Gene Ontology annotation, molecular function: ligand-gated monoatomic ion channel activity. Lineage: Eukaryota; Metazoa; Arthropoda; Branchiopoda; Diplostraca; Daphniidae.